This is a messenger RNA of Linum trigynum, 2852 nucleotides long. Lineage: Eukaryota; Viridiplantae; Streptophyta; Magnoliopsida; Malpighiales; Linaceae. The record is from the annotation of a GenBank genome assembly.
CCAGUACUGGUGCUGUGGUCAAUCUCUUCUUCAGUUCAUCAAAACUCUUUUGACAUGAUUCAUCCCAAACAUACUUAGUAUUCUUCCUCAACAGUUUAGUCAAUGGUGCAGCAAUUUUAGAAAAUCCUUCGACAAACCGCCGAUAAUAACCAGCCAUGCCAAGAAAACUUCUCAACUCCGACACAUCUUUUGGUGGAGUCCAACUCACCACUGCUUCCACCUUUUUCGGAUCCACCUCGACACCUCUUCCAGAAAUUACAUGUCCCAGAAAUUUUACUUCAGCUUAUCAUCCUCAAACAGAUGGGCAGAGUGAACGAACCAUCCUAACCUUGGAGGAAUUACUUCGAUCAUGUGUAAUGCAAUGGGAGGAAUCAUGGAUUGACCAUUUGCCCUUAAUUGAGUUUGCUUACAACAACCAGUACCAUAGUAGCUUGGGUGUCCCACCAUAUGAAGCACUUUAUGGGAGGAAGUGUAGAACACCAUUAUGUUGGGAUGUAGAAGGAGCAAGGCAAAUCUCAGGGCCAGAGAUAGUUCAGAUCACCGUUGACAAGGUCAAGGAAAUCAGGGAGCGGUUGAGGGUGGCUCAAGAUCGACAGAAAGUUUAUGUUGACACGAAUAGGCGUGAAGUUAAUUUCGAAGUGGGUGAGAAAGUAUUUCUCAAAGUGUCACCAUGGAAAGGGGUGAUGAGAUUUGGUAAGAAAGGGAAACUUGCACCUCGGUAUAUUGGACCCUAUGAAAUCACAGAGAAGAUUGGACCCGUGGCAUAUAAACUAGCAUUGCCUCCAGAGUUAUCCCAAAUCCACAAUGUAUUUCAUGUUAGUAUGCUGAAGAGGUACAAAGUGGAUCCUUCCCAUGUCAUACAACCAGAAGAGAUCGAGUUGGGUACAGAUUUAACAUUUGAAGAAGUCCCAGUGCAGAUUGUUGACCAUCAGGUUAAAACUCUUCGUAGAAAGGAAAUUCCAAUGUUGAAGGUUGUGUGGAGGAAUCAAGAUAGUGAGAGUGCUACCUGGGAGACUGAAGCAAGUAUGCGAGAGAAGUACCCUGAGUUGGUAGCAACCUACUUUGCAGGUUAACAAUCUUGCUUAGUAAGUUAUGUUUUGAACUUGCUGACGUGUUUUUGUUGUGAUAGCCCAGUAUAGGUUUUUGAAACCUAAACAUGGGAACUUGAGGUGUUAUGUGUUACCUUCUAUGUUAUGAAUUGCCUGACCUAAGAGUUAGGUAAUGACUUUAUGUGUGAUAGACCAAGUUAAGGGUUAGUAAGAGGAGUUAGAGUACGACUCAAGGUUAGAUUUCGGGGACGAAAUCUUUGAAGGAGGGGAGAAUUGUAACAUCUCGUUCCGACAAAACUCAUAUUUCGAUCGCUAGAAAGUUCGCGAUUUAAAAUCGAGCAUUUCAACAGUAUUUCGGCGAAAAUCGGAUUAUCGAUCGAUCGGAUAAGUAUACGUAUUAAUUAUAUAAUAUAUAUAUAUAUAUAUAUAUAUAUAUAUAUACUAGUAAAUGGUCGAUAGAAGCAGAGCCAUUUCUUCUUCUUCUUUCAUCUCGGUGGAGAGAAAGCCGAGAGCAGAGCACGCGCAGAGCGCUCGGCCAAAAUUCCAAAGCUCAAAUUCUUGAGCCCUAGUGAUCCAAAAAUCCCGUAAGUAAUGCCUAAUUCAUCUAUUCAUCGUGUUUUAUCGAUUUAGAGCUUUAAAACGAGUUUUUGGUUCAGGAAUUUCUUGAAUUCCCGAUCUGCCAAAUUAGGGUUUCGGAGUAUCCGGAAGCCGGAUUGAGCCCAAAUUUCAUAUACGAGCUUCCUGCAGCGAGGUAAUCAAUCCUCUAGUUCUAAUCCCUGAAUUUUAGCUAUUAUUUAGGUCGGAGCCGGAACCGCUGAAUUUAGCUCCGGCCAGGGUUUGAUGUGUUUUUAUCGAGAAUUUGACCCGGAGCCCAGAACUAAUAUUGACGGGGAUACUGCAGGGGAUAUUAGGACUGUCUCGGAUUUUAAUUCGGGGUUCGUUCGUGAAAUUGAUGUUUUAGUACCGGAGGCUAGAACCGGUGUUUGAACGACCAGAACUGGUGAGGGAUUAGCACGGCAUACCGGGUUUGUCGUAUCACGAUAAUUAUAUUGAUGCUUAGAAUUGAUCUAGGUGAAUUAGAAUGACAUGAUUAGGGGUGUAUGAGCUUUUAUGCUAUAUGAUGAACCAUGGAUUGUUGUAUGAUAUUAUUGACUUGCCCUAGCCGAUAUGAACCUUGUUUAUGUUGAUGAUUGCAUACAUGUUGCCAUUUGUGGCUUAAUUGUUGAUAUGACUUCAUGGUUGUUCGAUAAGGGGUUUUGACAUGGUGUGAUAUUAUGGUUGUAUUUGGAUCCAUAAGUGGGGGAAUAAACUUCCCAGGGUGAUAUUAUGAUGUUUAAGGAGGAUGACUUGCACGAGGGUUUAUCCCGAGGAAGUGCAAUUAUACGACUCCUGGUUUACCUAUGUUGAGCCAAUUAUGGGCAGGUCAAGUACAUGUGCAAGUAACGAAUUAUGAUUAAGCAAGAUGAUAUAUGAAUCAUGUAUAAGGAUACCAAAUAUGAGUGUUGUGGUCUCACGGUCAACUACAUAGUAAUUAGGGCUCCCUAUGCUAUUACUCUAUUAUGAUAUGUAUGAUAGUCACACCUCUCAUGUGGUGGUGACUGAAGAAUUCUUACGAGAUAUGACCACACCCAGAGCGGUGUUGGGGUAUGACUACACCCAUAGUGGUGUGGGGUAUGUAUGACCACAUCCGACGGGAUGUUGGGGUAUGUAUGACUACAUCCGACGGGAUGUGGGGUAUGUUUCCCGGGAGAGUUAUUAGCAUGGGAGUAGCCAGGCGCCUAUGAUUAAAACAUGAUAAGAUGC